Molecule: messenger RNA, 1864 nt
Organism: Oncorhynchus gorbuscha (pink salmon)
Lineage: Eukaryota; Metazoa; Chordata; Actinopteri; Salmoniformes; Salmonidae
Product: protein C9orf135-like
Exons: 6
Coding region: 336-950 (204 amino acids)
Cellular component (GO): plasma membrane
Source: RefSeq, a predicted model, not a curated record
UGUAAAAAAUUGAAAAGCCACUUCGCCUACAAUGUUUUUACAGUCCACAGUAAUUAAUUAAUUCAUUGGUACAUUAAUUAAUUAAUUAAUUAAUUCAUUCAUUCAUACAAUUUGCGGGACUAUGCUACACUCUUCCAUCGAUCGAAUGUUUUACUGCUGUGGAAUGUUACUCACGUUCUUAUCGAACUGUCCCGUUCUAUGACGUCACAGUAAUUGGAAUUGAAUUUGGAAGCCUCUGAAUUUUGUUCGCUGAGAAUCCUGAGUGCAAAAGGCUUCAUUCAGUUCAGUGGAAGUUUUAUUGGUGAAUCACGGUUCAGUCUUCAAACUCAGUCACCAUGUCUGAUACCAAGAUGUAUUACAGCAGACCAACUCUUAUUUCCAAUUGGCAUAAAAACAGAGAGGCCGAACCCAAAGACUAUGACUUCACUCUGUGUCCAGAUGGAAAGAAGAAACUCAGUAAAUCUACCUACAAACACUUUGGAACCUACAUGGAUGCUGAUUGGAGCACAAGCACAGAAACACAAAUGUCACAGUAUCUACUGAAGAGAGAUUAUGAGCCCAAGAAGAUUCUCAAGUUUAUGGUAGAGGCUGACCACUUCCAGUCUGCAGACUUUGACAAACGUACCGUCAGAGACACAGCAGGACAUGUGACCGGUGUGACCAAUAGCAUCCUGCCACAUCAUCGCCCCGGGCAUGACAAGAUGAAGUUGGACUCCACAUAUGCAGUGGAUUACCUGCCCCCAUGGGACUCCAGCAAAGAGGCGAGGACCAUGAAGGGCCGACCAGCAGACAGCAUUCCUGACUACAGGAAGCCCCAGUCCCAGUUCACAGACACCGCCGACUACCGUCGCGGGGGAAGGAACACCUGGCAGGAUGAGAGCGGGGUCUAUGGUACACUGGGGGCCACAUCCAGGGCCCAGGCUCAGCCAUCCAACCCUAUCUGCCCCUAGAACCCUCACCCUCCCUGGGGAACCACCACAGCAUGGCCUCCUUAACCUGGUUCUCACUGACCAAGACUAUUCUUCUCACUACAGACUUUACUGUAGCAACUUUUUACCUCAGUAUUUCUCUGUCUUUCACCUCGAGCUAUUGCUGUUUUGUCAUCGUUACAUGAAUAAAGCAAGUAUUGCAUGUCCAACAUUUAUGUUUUCCUACAACAGUGUUUCAUAGGAGUGGUGUCAGUGGAAAUGGAUACACUGCUGUGCUCAGUAUUGGUGUUGCAUCCCUCAGUGUUCAGUCUUUUAGCAUCUGGUGUCUCUCUGUGAGGUUUAUAAUAUGUAUCUCCUGUGUUUUCCCCUCCCAUCUCCCAGGGCUAGGGUCGUCCAGUCAUUUAUAAUGUGUAUCUCCCAGGGCUAGGGUCGUCCAGUCAUUUAUAAUGUGUAUCUCCCAGGGCUAGGGUCGUCCAGUCAUUUAUAAUGUGUAUCUCCCAGGGCUAGGGUCAUCCAGUCAUUUAUAAUGUGUAUCUCCCAGGGCUAGGGUCGUCCAGUCAUUUAUAAUGUGUAUCUCCCAGGGCUAGGGUCGUCCAGUCAUUUAUAAUGUGUAUCUCCCAGGGCUAGGGUCGUCCAGUCAUUUAUAAUGUGUAUCUCCCAGUGCCAGGGUCGUCCAGUCAUUUAUAAUGUGUAUCUCCCAGGGCUAGGGUCGUCCAGUCAUUUAUAAUGUGUAUCUCCCAGGGCUAGGGUCGUCCAGUCAUUUAUAAUGUGUAUCUCCCAGGGCUAGGGUCGUCCAGUCAUUUAUAAUGUGUAUCUCCCAGUGCCAGGGUCGUCCAGUCAUUUAUAAUGUGUAUCUCCCAGGGCUAGGGUCGUCCAGUCAUUUAUAAUGUGUAUCUCCCAGGGCUAGGGUCGUCCAGUCAUUUAUAAUGUGUAUC